Molecule: messenger RNA, 2864 nt
Organism: Vitis vinifera (wine grape)
Lineage: Eukaryota; Viridiplantae; Streptophyta; Magnoliopsida; Vitales; Vitaceae
Product: G-type lectin S-receptor-like serine/threonine-protein kinase At1g67520
Biological process (GO): protein phosphorylation
Molecular function (GO): protein serine/threonine kinase activity; ATP binding
Source: RefSeq, a predicted model, not a curated record
AGGCUGAAAAUUCUCCCCUACUUACCUGAAAUCAAUCUCAAGAGAUUGAUUGGUGAAAAGAGCGGACGCAGGAAAAGUAUGCCCAUACUUUCCAAGAAAUAUCCAUAAUUAGACUGCUAAGCUUAGAAGACCGGGCUCCAAAAGGAUGCUCUGAGAUAUCUGGUAGUUCACUGAUGACAUUGUCAACGUACUAUGAAGUUGAAGGCUGAAGGAUAAAUACUAAGCAUGAAAGCAUGGUCAUGUGAAACUUGGAAUGGUAGAAAUGGAAAGCAGCAUGUGCCUCAGCAGUGCAAUUUUAUCUCUGUGUUUGUCAUGUAUGUGGUUGGGAGUAGUGCCUUACAUUUCUAGUGCACAGACAGACACCAUCAAACCUGGGGAAGAGCUUCAAUUUUCGGAAAAAUUACUGGUUUCUGCAAAAGGGACUUUUACUCUAGGCUUCUUCAGCCUGGAAUCUGGCAGUUAUUUAGGAAUAUGGUUCACAAUUGAUGCUCAGAAGGAGAAAGUUUGGGUUGCUAACAGAGACAAGCCUAUAUCCGGUACAGAUGCAAACCUCACACUGGAUGCUGAUGGAAAAUUGAUGAUCAUGCAUAGUGGGGGUGAUCCAAUUGUCCUGAAUUCCAAUCAAGCAGCCAGAAACUCAACAGCUACUCUGCUUGAUUCUGGAAAUUUUGUUUUGGAAGAGUUCAAUUCGGAUAGAUCUGUGAAGGAGAAACUAUGGGAGUUCGAUAAUCCUACAGACACCCUCCUGGCUGGGAUGAAACUAGGCAUCAACUUGAAAACCGGACAAAACUGGUCACUUGCUUCAUGGAUAAACGAACAAGUGCCUGCUCCUGGGACUUUUACUCUGGAAUGGAAUGGCACACAAUUGGUAAUGAAACGCCGAGGGGGCACCUACUGGAGCAGUGGAACCUUGAAAAAUAGGAGCUUUGAGUUCAUUCCUUGGUUGAGCUUUGACACUUGCAAUAACAUCUACAGUUUUAACAGUGUUGCUAAUGAAAACGAGAUUUACUUUAGCUAUUCGGUUCCAGAUGGAGUUGUUUCAGAGUGGGCAUUGAACUCGAGAGGAGGACUUUCUGACACUAACAGACCUUUAUUUGUGACGGACGAUGUGUGUGAUGGGUUUGAGGAAUAUCCAGGGUGUGCAGUGCAAAACCCACCCACUUGCAGGACUAGAAAAGACGGAUUCAUGAAGCAAUCGGUUCAUAUAUCAGAAUCACCGUCAUCAAUAAAAGAAGAUUCGAGCUUGGGACCUAGUGAUUGUCAGGCCAUAUGCUGGAAUAAUUGUUCUUGUACUGCUUGUAAUACUAUAUACACUAACGGAACUGGAUGUCGGUUUUGGAGUACAAAAUUUACACAAACCUACGCGGGUGAUGCAAAUCGGGAGGCGCUCUAUGUUUUAUCCUCAUCACGAGUUACGGGGAACAGUUGGUGGAUAUGGGUCAUUAUUGCAGGAGUGGUACUUGUGGUCCUGUUACUUAUGGGCUUCUUAUACUAUUUAAGGAGAAAAUCCAAAGGGGAGAGAAAAAUGGAGGAAGCUAUGCUGCAUGAAUUGGCAACUUCAAAUAGCUUUAGUGAUUCAAAAGAUGUUGACCAUGAUGGAAAGAGGGCUCAUGAUCUCAAACUGUUCAGUUUUGAUUCUAUUGUGGUUGCCUCGAAUAACUUUUCAUCUGAAAAUAAACUUGGAGAGGGCGGAUUUGGCCCAGUUUAUAAGGGGAAAUUACCUGAGGGGCAAGAAAUAGCAGUGAAGAGACUUUCAAGGGGCUCCGGACAAGGUUUGGUGGAAUUCAAGAAUGAGAUUAGACUGAUUGCCAGACUCCAACACAUGAAUCUUGUUAGACUUUUGGGUUGUUGCAGCAAGGGAGAAGAAAAGAUGUUAAUCUAUGAGUUCAUGCCCAACAAAAGCUUGGACUUCUUCCUCUUUGAUCCUGCUAGAAGAAAGAUAUUAGAUUGGAAAAGAUGUCACAAUAUCAUUGAGGGGAUUGCACAAGGACUUCUUUACUUGCAUAAAUAUUCAAGACUAAGAAUUAUUCAUAGAGAUCUAAAAGCAAGUAACAUCCUACUUGAUCAUGACUUGAACCCCAAAAUUUCUGAUUUUGGCAUGGCCAGAACUUUUGGGCGAAAUGCAUCAGAAGCAAAUACAAAUAGGAUUGUUGGAACAUAUGGCUACAUGCCCCCUGAGUAUGCCAUGGAAGGAAUUUUCUCAGUGAAAUCAGAUGUUUAUAGCUUUGGGGUGCUACUGUUGGAGAUUGUGAGCGGCCGGAAGAACAAGAGCUUUUAUCAUAAUGACGGUGCCCUUACCAUAAACCUGGCAGGAUACGCUUGGGAGCUAUGGAAAGAAGGUACUAGCUUGCAGCUAGUGGAUCCAAUGCUGGAGGAUUUCCACUCAUCAACCCAAAUGUUGAGAUGCAUUCAUAUUGCUCUCUUGUGUGUACAGGAGAGCGCAGCAGAUAGGCCUACAAUGUCAACUGUUAUCUCCAUGCUCACCAACGAAACUGUGCCCCUACCAAACCCAAAUCUGCCCGCAUUUUCCAUUCAUCAUACAGUGUUAGAGCUAGAUUCACACAAAGGCGGGCCACAGAGCUGUUCUGGAAGUGUAAACAUUUCAGAGAUGGAAGGUCGGUAAAGAAGAGAAUUUCAAGGGGGGAAAGGGAACCUAGAUAGCAGCAGUUUUUGUCCUAACCUAUUAGCAAUUUGUCUAGAUUGAUUCGUAUUGCCAUCAUAUAUGUAUUAGAUAUAGAAUCAACUAGGUUCCCUCAAGGUAAUCUUUUUUAAAACCUUUUUGAAUUUAUCAUAGCACGAUAGAAGCUGGUUUGGUAUAAUUUGAAACAUAGUUUGAAUCUAUAUUCUGCGGCUCAUUUAUGUUC